AUGCUUCGAAGACAACCAACUGAAAUUGUGUUGAAAUUGGAUGAAAUUGAUGAGAUGAUAAUGGAAAUCAAGAAGCACGCUGCUGGUGAAGGUGAGGAAGUGGAAAAAGUUUUGGCACAAACUGCUGUGCGAUCACGUAUUGGUGCGCCGUCACCUCGAAUUCGAAUGACGCAAGCAACCGAUACUCAACUUGCGGGUACUUCAGGUGGCGUCUCUAAUUUGCCUUAA
Messenger RNA from Cercopithifilaria johnstoni, 228 nucleotides. The record is from the annotation of a GenBank genome assembly. NCBI's taxonomy places the organism in Eukaryota, Metazoa, Nematoda, Chromadorea, Rhabditida, Onchocercidae.